AUGUCUACUCUUUUUCCAGAUCUCAAGUUCGACGUCGCAGCGCCGCCCGGUUGGGCAUACGCAGCCGGCGACACCAUCAUCGGCAAUAUAGUCCGCUACACACCGGUCGUCACACCCGAAGCCACACUAAAGCUGGUGCUGACAGGCCGCACCAUGGUCAAGAUCACCGAGUCCAACGGUGACAGCAACAUCACCUAUAGCGAUCAAUACGAGCUUCUGAGUCACACUCCGGACAUUAUCUUCCGCGGGCCGCUGCAUCUCCCUGAAGAUAGUCAAGAGCCGGUCAGCUGGCCGUUUGCCGUGAAGAUCCCAGAUGAGCCCUCUGCAUCGUGCAGAAAGUACCAUAUCCAGCCUGCGAGCUUUCUGCCGUUGAAUGAAGACCAUCCUGCGCACCAUGUGUUUCCGGGGUCGUUCUCCUCGUCGAGCGGGUUGAUUGGUAGUACCUCCAACUGCAGAGUCGAGUAUACGCUCAAGGCGACGCUGCGAUAUAAAUUCGGGAGCUGGAAAGAGCAUGAAGCCACUUUUCAUAUUAAGAUGCGGCACACGGUGGUGCAUACUGGUCAACUCCGCGAGGCGAAGACAAUGGAAAGUAUGCGAAUGGUGCAGACUCAGCGGUUGCUGCCGGGGAUGGAAAACGCACAUCUAUCAUUCAGUGAAAAGGCGUUGAAAUUCUUCGGCUCGUCCAAAGUCCCUCAGUUUGUGUAUAAGGUCAACCUCACCGUCCCUUUGGUGAUGCAAUUGGACAAUCCAGAGCCUCUUCAGAUUGUCUUGAAGAUCGAUCCACUGCCGCACCGAACCAGCGACAACAUCAAAGACCAUACGCAGCAGAUCCGAGUAAACUGGAUCAAGCUAUCCAUUCAGAACUACACCGCCGUCCGCGCACCAGGCAAUUUUACACACAGCUGCCACAGCCACAGCUAUGGAUUUUCGACAGACGUGGGUCUGGAAAGUGUGUUUCGCAAGUUGGAGUCUCCGCUGGUGAUUUCAACAGGAAAGGGCAACGAGCCGGUUCAUAUCGGGAAUAUGUUCCAGCUUGCUCUCAGCUCGGGUGGUUUGACGGCUGGGAAACGACGCCUUACUCCUAUUCCUCAGAUACAGCCUAGUUUCACUACGUAUAACAUCAAACACAGUCACCAACAGAAGUGGAAGGUCUCUGUUACUGUUGCCGGAGAAGAGCAGACGCACGAGUUUCUCGCGCUGUUGAAUGUUGUCGCGUCUUGA
Molecule: messenger RNA, 1221 nt
Organism: Aspergillus wentii DTO 134E9
Lineage: Eukaryota; Fungi; Ascomycota; Eurotiomycetes; Eurotiales; Aspergillaceae
Exons: 1
Coding region: 1-1221 (406 amino acids)
Source: RefSeq, a predicted model, not a curated record